CGGUGAGAUGAGUGACACGGGCGCGCGCGCUCGCACGCACUCACGUACACAGUUAUCGUCGUCCCUAGCGACGCCCCCACGCGCCUCAGCCUCAGCCUCGCGUCGCUGGUGUCUCGCGCUCCACACGCGGCUCGUGCACUGCGACUGACGGACGCGCCCGGUUUGACACAAAGCAAUUACAGCGCAUCGUUCUUAUAGCCACCGAGAGGGACAAUGACGGCCAUCAAUGCGCCUCGGGACCGCUAUCAUGCUGUGUGGAUCAUAUUCUUCAUCCUGGGCCUGGGAACACUCUUACCGUGGAACUUCUUCAUGACUGCAACGGCGUACUUCACCAGCCGGUUGAAGAACAGCACCAACCUGACGGCCAGUGAGGCAGUCGGCCGCAACACGCUGGAGUCCACGUUCAACAAUGUGAUGACCCUGUGUGCCAUGGUUCCCCUCCUGAUCUUCACGUGCCUCAACUCGUUCAUUCAUCAGAAGAUUCCCCAGAAGGUGCGGAUUUUGGGUGGUCUGGUUGCUAUAUUCGUGGUGUUCUUAGUGACUGCCAUCGUUGUGAAGGUGGAGAUAUCGCCACUGCCCUUCUAUGUCUUCACCAUGAUCAAGAUCGUCUUCAUCAACUCAUUCGGCGCCAUCCUCCAGAGCAGCCUUUUUGGUCUGGCUGGGAUGUUGCCCGCCUCCUAUACCGCACCCAUCAUGAGUGGUCAGGGCCUUGCAGGCACCUUUGCAGCCUUCUCCAUGAUCUGCGCCCUGUUGUCUGGUUCUGAGCUCCAAGAUAGUGCCUUUGGCUAUUUCAUCACAGCCUGCAUGGUCAUCCUCCUAGCCAUUGUGUCCUACAUCGCCUUGCCAAAAAUGGAAUUUUUCCAGUAUUACUUGGAGACCAACAGCAACCGAGCCUCUGGGGAUGAGGAGAACAAGAUGGACCUGCUGAAGAAAGAUCCUGCCGAGAAGAUGCCUGUCCUGAACGACGAGGAGCCUGCAUCAAGCUCCUCCGUGUUCAGCAUCUUCAGAAAGAUCUGGGUGAUGGCCUUGUCCGUGUGCUUCGUCUUCACCAUCACCAUCGGUGUCUUUCCCGCUGUGACUGUGGAUGCCCAGUCGACUGUGGCAACUGAUAGAGGUUGGGCUACGUACUUUAUCCCCGUGUCCUGCUUCCUGGUCUUCAACCUGAUGGACUGGGCCGGCCGGAGUCUCACUGCGCUGUGUAUGUGGCCGGGCAAAGACAGCAUCCUCCUGCCCAUCUUGGUGUUGGUUCGCCUCAUCUUCGUGCCCCUUUUCAUGCUCUGCAACAUCAAACCCAGGGAGUACCUGCCCGUGGUCUUCGAGAACGACGGCUGGUACAUCUUCUUCAUGGUGCUCUUUGCCUUCUCCAACGGCUACCUGGCCAGCCUCUGCAUGUGCUUCGGGCCCAAGAAAGUGUUGCCGCACGAAGCUGAGACGGCCGGCGCUGUAAUGGCAUUUUUCCUCUCUUUGGGUCUGGCACUGGGAGCGGCGCUGUCCUUUGCUUUCAGAGCCAUGGUGUAGAACGAGGGUCACUCCUCCAGUCUCGCGGCCUUGGAGGAACAGAGACGCUCGCAAGGAGGGAGGACCAUUAUUUGACCAGGUGUUUAUGUUUUUAGUCGUGUGCUCUGGAAUGAGCUGUGACGGACGUAGUCACAGAGCUGUCCCCGGGAACGCAAAAGCAAAUGACUGCAGUGCCUUCGGCGUCACGGAUGCCUCGCUACUACUUUUUGCCAGCAGCAGUAUAUCGGCGUGGUAAACUUAAAUAGAAGACAAGGUGCUUUCCCAGCUGUUUUAUACUUGCUUCCCGUUCAAGAGGAAUUGCGCGCUGUGCUUCACCUCCUCCACACAAACGGAGAUUUUGUGGAACUUUUGUGAUAUUCAGCUCUUUGAGUUUUUUAGAAACAGAAUGUGUCUCUAAAAUGUAUCUGAAGUGAACCCGGCCCUAUGGAGAUACACACUAUAAAUAUGUAAAUGAUAACUAUUGCAGGGAUUCAGUCUGAAGUAGUGCCUAUCACUACUUUAAGCGCAGCUGUUACAUACAGACAUAUAUUUUAUUAGCAACAAAGUGGUAAAAAUUAUUUUGUGUCAUUUCCAGUCACAACAAAUACGUGUUCGCCGUAUUCUGUCCCUCAAAACUGUUACAGUUCUGUUGAAAAACAAAAGUAAAUGUUUAGUUGGCUCCAUGUGUUACAAACAGUUGAGCUAAAAGACCAUCAGUAAACACUGAGUUUAAGGCAGUCCUUCACUCCUGUUCUGUAUGGUGGUGUUUCAGUUAUCCCUCAGGCGGAUGUGUAAAUACAGGCUGCAUUGGCUUCCUUUCAAAUGUUACAUUUAUUCAUUUAGCUGAUGCUUUUCAUUUUUACUGGAGCAAUUCAAGGUAAGUACCUUGAUCAAGGACAGAUUUCAAACCUGCUGCCAGCACAUUUUACAAAAUGCAUGUGAAGAAAACAACUGAAUUGAAAUGGAAACUGUUUUGUAACUCUCUGUUCCUAACACAAGAAGCCCUGGUCUUCUUUUAUUACAGUACUGGAUAAUGUUGUUACAAAA
Molecule: messenger RNA, 2544 nt
Organism: Scleropages formosus (Asian bonytongue)
Lineage: Eukaryota; Metazoa; Chordata; Actinopteri; Osteoglossiformes; Osteoglossidae
Gene: slc29a1a
Product: solute carrier family 29 member 1a
Exons: 13
Coding region: 214-1518 (434 amino acids)
Biological process (GO): uridine transmembrane transport
Cellular component (GO): plasma membrane
Molecular function (GO): nucleoside transmembrane transporter activity
Source: RefSeq, a predicted model, not a curated record